GGUUGAACACACAACAUGGCCGCGUUUUGGCAUUCUAUAAAAUGGUGGACUUCCGUGCUCGGAUGGCUUGGAGCGUUGGCUUCGUGGUUUCAGAUAGUUGUAGUGCUAGGUUUCGGUAGAGAAGAGAUACUCCAGUAUAAAUGGAAGUUUGCGGUAUUCGUCUUUUUGUGGAUAAUAAUCACUUGCUCAUAUUUUAACGCGAUGUUCACUGUGCCUCAACCUGUUCCAAAGAAGUACCACAUAGAAGAGCUAUUUGAUGAAGACGAAAAAAACGUUCGGAUAAGGAAGAAAGCAUCUACUUUGAAUGUGUUUACGGUGAAUUACUGCGAAACAUGUCACUGUAUAAAGCCGUUACGCACGCAUCAUUGUAAGAUGUGCCGUCGCUGCGUACUUCGUAUGGAUCACCAUUGUCCUUUACUGCAAGUAUGCAUCCAUCACCACAACCACAAAUUCUUCCUUCUAUUUCUUUUCUGGCCAUGCACUCUUGGUAUUUACGUUACUAUAAUCACAAUUCCCUUCGUCUGUCGAACUGUACAGAACAUCUGGAACGGAGCAGCGCUCUCAUCAGAGCACCACCUCCUUAACAGUGCGAUCAUGAAUGCUGUGGUGAUAGCAAUAUCUGUUGGUUCCCUGUUGCGAACCCAAAUUCAAAGCCUAAUUCUGAAUCGAACCACUAUUGAAGAUUCACAAUUGAGUUUUAUCGACGAAGAUGAACUGAGCAAUGGAUUUUCGCUAUUUGAUCUAGAAACAAAGCUUAAGAAUUUCUGCUCAAUCUUUGGAUCUUCUCCAACAACAUGGCUCUUGCCUAUAUUCACUACGCCUGGCGACGGUAUUAACUAUCCGUAUAUAGUCCGUUAUGGCAAAGAAUUGGUGGGACAGGGCGGGCCACCUCGGAAGAAACGAUUUUUCGAAAUAUGCUAGAUGGAGUGGUCUUACAAUGAACAGCUUCAUUUUUUUCGAAUUCUACGACUUUCUUAAAAAUUAUAUUAAUAACAAACUUAUAAUUGUACUCUUCAACAAUGAAAAACUUUGUGUUGUACGUAUUUCAAGAACUUGCUACCUUAUCUGCAAAAGAACCCAGCUAUUUUUUUCGUGUUUCACUCUUGAGUGGACUUUUCAUCAGCAAAUCACUACUUUUUGAUUUGCCUGACACUUCACACAUCUAAUUUAAUCCAAUUUUUUGAGUGCAAACCACCUUUCACUACCGUUCAAUGCUGACAACUCCUUGGCCUCAUCCUCCUUCCACUAGAGAUUAUAGGAUAGCCGGCCACUCUUGCCCCUUCGAUAAGCUGCUUUGUUGGUAAACU
Messenger RNA from Cylicocyclus nassatus, 1307 nucleotides. The record is from the annotation of a GenBank genome assembly. NCBI's taxonomy places the organism in Eukaryota, Metazoa, Nematoda, Chromadorea, Rhabditida, Strongylidae.